Colletotrichum abscissum is the source of this 2535-nucleotide messenger RNA. Its product is annotated as glycoside hydrolase family 3. Bases 1 to 2535 code for a protein of 844 amino acids. Gene Ontology annotation, biological process: glucan catabolic process. The transcript is spliced from 4 exons. Gene Ontology annotation, molecular function: beta-glucosidase activity. NCBI's taxonomy places the organism in Eukaryota, Fungi, Ascomycota, Sordariomycetes, Glomerellales, Glomerellaceae. The record is from RefSeq and is a predicted model, not a curated record.
AUGACUAUCUCCUAUGCUCCAAAGGAAGUAGCCGUUUUUGACGUGGAAGACGUGUUGGAGAAAUUAACCGUUCAAGAAAAGAUUGAUCUACUUGCUGGUAUCGACUUCUGGCACACCAAGAGCAUUCCCCGUCUUGGGGUCCCCUCAGUCAGACUCUCCGAUGGCCCCAAUGGAGUCCGAGGUACACGAUUUUUCAAUGGUGUGCCGGCAGCUUGCUUCCCCUGCGGCACUGGUCUAGCAGCAACUUGGGAUGCCGGUCUGCUUCGGGAAGCCGGAACGCUCAUGGGUCUCGAAGCAAGAACCAAGGGGGCGCACAUCCUCCUAGGUCCCACGGUCAACAUGCAAAGAAGUCCACUGGGAGGCAGAGGAUUUGAAUCGUUCUCAGAAGACCCAGUUCUUGCAGGCCAAAGUGCCGCUGCAGUUGUCGCCGGCAUUCAGAGCACAGGAGUCCAGGCUGCUAUCAAGCACUUUGUGGGAAAUGACCAGGAGCACGAGCGAAUGGCCGUUGAUUCUCGCAUCACAGACAGGGCUCUUCGGGAAAUCUACUUGCUGCCUUUCCAGAUUGCUGUGCGAGAUGCCAACCCAGCGUCCUUCAUGACGGCUUACAAUAAGGUCAAUGGACUGCAUGUGAGUGAAGACCCCAGUAUCCUCCAGAGCAUUUUGCGUGAUCAAUGGAAAUGGAAAGGCCUUAUCAUGAGCGACUGGUAUGGCACAUACUCUACAAUCGAAGCCAUCGAAGCUGGUCUCGACCUGGAGCUGCCUGGACCCACGCGUUGGCGCGGCCAGCUGGUGAAGCACGCUCUGGCAUCCAGAAGACUCCUUCCCGAGAUCGUCGAUGAAAGGGUCCGCGCUGUCCUUAAAGCCGUUCGCCGUGCAGCCUUGACGGGGAUCCCAGAAGGGGCAGAGGAGAACGGCCGAGAUCUUCCAGAGACCUCAGCUCUCCUUCGAAAGAUUGCGGGAAACUCAAUCGUACUGCUGAAAAACGAGAACUCUACUCUGCCUUUCAGGAAAGAAAAAACUGUUCUCGUCAUCGGACCAAAUGCCAAAGCAGCGGUCUACUGUGGUGGUGGAUCAGCCACUUUGAGACCUUACUACGCAGUAACGCCCUUCGAUGCUAUUUACGAGCAAGCAAAGCAUGUAGUGUACUCUGUCGGGUGUUAUGCUCACAAGAUGCUGCCGAUUCUUGGCCCGCGAUUGAAAACCGUAGACGGCCAGGUCGGAGUCACCUUCAGGGCUUACACCGCACCUGAAACUGAUAGCGAUCGUCAACCAGUUGAUAUGCUGCAUCUAGUUGAUACGAACAUGUACUUUGCCGAUUACUACCACCCCGACAUAACAGAAGACCUAUGGUGGGGAGAGAUUGAGGCCUCGUUCACUGCUGAGGAGACGGGCGAUUUCGAGUUCGGUCUCACUGUUCACGGAACUGCCAAUCUUUAUAUUGACGGAGAGCUCGUGAUCGACAACGAGACUGUCCAAAGAGGUGGUGGGAGCUUCUUCAACGUCGGUACCGUGGAGGAAACGGGUACCAAGGCAUUGGUCGCCGGGCAGACGUACAAUAUCACGGUCAAAUUCGCCAGUGGCGCAGCAUCCAAGGUCAAAGACGCCGAUGGUGUGGUUUCCUUUGGCGGCGGCGGUGUUCGCAUUGGUGGUGUCGAAGUCCGCGACGCAGAUGAGGAGAUUCAUCGCGCAGCAGAGCUGGCAAAGUCGGUGGACCAAGUCGUCAUUUGCGUCGGUCUCAAUGCGGACUUUGAGCAAGAGGGUCAUGACCGCCCGCACAUGGACUUGCCUGGAAGAACAGAUGACUUAGUUGCCGCUGUCGCUGCUGCCAAUCCAACUACCACAGUCGUGGUCCAGUCAGGAACGCCCGUGACUAUGCCAUGGGCUGAUUCUGUAUCGGCAAUUAUCCAGGCAUGGUACGGCGGAAACGAGACGGGUAACUCCGUUGCCGAUGUCCUAUUUGGAAACGUCAACCCAUCGGGCAAGUUGCCCCUAUCAUUCCCGGUCAGGGUUGAGGACAACCCGGCUUUUCUCAACUACCGAUCGGAUCAAAGGCGAGUCCUUUACGGCGAGGAUGUCUUUGUUGGGUAUCGCUACUACGAGGCAGUCAAGAGAUCUGUUCUCUAUCCCUUUGGAUGGGGACUAUCUUACACGUCCUUCAGCGUUGACAGCCUCCAGGUUUCUCACGGAGUCAAGGACGGUGACGAAAAGAUUAUAGUGCGAGUUGGGUUGAACAACAUUGGGAAGGUUGAUGGUUCCGAAGUUGUGCAGGUCUACGUUUCACCACAACACCCCUCAGUUACACGCCCCAAAAAGGAGCUUAAGGGAUUCUCUAAGACGUAUGUUAAGGCGGGACAGUCCGCUCAGGUAGAAGUCAUCCUGAGCAAGAAAUAUGCUCUCAGCUUUUGGGACGAACCGCGAAAGCAGUGGGCGGUGGAGGCUGGAAACUUUGACAUACUUGUUGGCACCAGCAGCCUUGAGACGCCUCUCGCGGCGAUGAUGAAGGUUGAGAGGACUAGCUGGUGGUCAGGUAUUUGA